UCGCUCUUGUUCGCUCCAGAUCGGAGCGGGUUUCCUCUUUCACGGCUGGGUUCGGAUGGGCUCGGCGCUGAAACGGUUAAAAUGUCUCCGCGGACAGUAAGCGGACACCGCGCGCACACCUGACCCCGCCCACCCGGAGCACCCCGCCGGCAGCAGCGAACGCACACACUCCGCGAACUUCCCUCGGUUGGUCCGGAGGGCAGGAGGAGCAGGAGUUCGGUCCGGACGGGCAGGACGACGCAGAGGGGACACCAUGAAGCUCCUGCUGCUGGUGGUGCUGCUGGUGAUGAAGAUAUCUGGCAGCAGCAUGAUGAUGGAGAGAAAAUCAGACCGAGGAACCAGAACCAGACGCUACGCCAUCAACCCCCUGGGACACAAGUGGACUCACCACAACAUCACAUACAGGAUCAUAAAGUUCCCCAACACCCUGAACAAGGAGGACACCCGGAAGGCCAUCAGCAUCGCCUUCACCAAGUGGAGCGACGUGUCGCCGCUGACCUUCACCGAGGUCACCAACAGCAGCGCCGCCGCUGACAUCACCAUCGGUUUCUACACCUUCAACCACACCGACUGCUGGUGGUCUCCUCUCCAUCCGUGCUUCGACGGCCUGAACGGGGAGCUGGCUCACGCCUUCCUGCCGCCCCGAGGAGAGAUCCACUUCGACAACCACGAGUUCUGGAUCCUCGGGAAGUCUAGGUUCAGCUGGAAACAAGGCGUCUGGCUGAACGACCUGGUCCAGGUGGCGGCUCAUGAGAUCGGUCACGCUUUGGGCCUGUGGCACUCCAGAGACCCGGACGCCCUGAUGCAUCCCAACGCCACCUACACGGGGCAGAGAAACAUCGCUCAGGACGACGUGUGGGGGAUCCAGAGGCUCUAUGGAUGUCAGGAUAAGAAGAGGGUCUGUGAUCCAUGGGCUCGACUCGGAUUCUGCGAACGGAGGAAGACCUUCAUGAGGAAGAACUGUCCGCAGCGCUGUGACCUCUGCUACGAGCCCCUGGAUGUGGUCGCCAUGCCAACGUCGCCCCCAGCCAACCUGAAGAUCAAGAUGGUUCCUCGAGGAAAAGUGGUGGGUUUCCGCUGCGGCACCAAGAGCCUCCGUUCUCCCCCUAAAGUCAGCUGGUACAAAGACGGCGAGCAGAUCCUGACCUCCAUCCCCGGAUACAUCGUGAUGAAGGACAGAGACCUUCGCAUCGUCGCAAAUGAGUUCAACGAGGGCGUCUACACCUGCCGGAUCCACCGGCGUGGAGACAUGGUGUCCGCCAACUCCUGGGCCAUCCGGCUGAAACCGGAGCAGCCGUCCAACAGCUGAGAACGUCUGCAGGCGUCGACACAGGGACAGCGAGGAGACACGGUGGCAUAUGGGGCGUCAGUUUCUAGGGACACGUUCCCAAAGGACCCGUCUCAUGGGCAGACAUUGACCCAACAGACACAUGGACCAGAACUUUACCUCAUCUCCUCAGGACUGGCACUGAAGUCAGGGACAUCACUGAGUUGCUCUGCCAGAGUCAGGUUCAAUCAGGACAGCUUGAACUUUCAAUCAGUGGUCGAAAUGGAGUUUCCCUCGUUGGGGUUCACCGUCUCACUUCGGCUCCUUCAGACAGAGGGAAUAUUUAGUUCUGCUCUCUUCGACCCACAUAGACCCGUUUGACCACCUGGACAUGCUCUUUGACCUCAGAGAACCGGACAUCGUUGUACCUGGGCUUCAAACAUGACUCAACAUGGAGGUUUCUAUUAUAUCAGCUUCAUCUGUGGAGUUUUCCUGCCUCAGCCAUCAGAACUGGCUCAACGUUCUGAUGGUCAUCCAGGUCAGGCUGGGUCUCUAUCAGCAUCAUGAGAAGAACCCUUCAGAGAACCUGGUUCUGGUUCUAAUGGACCCUGGAAGAUCUCACCAGGUCCUACAAGCACCACCCACAGUCUGACUUCAUCUGGCGGCGCGGCUGAUUGGCUGAAUUUAUUUCUGUCAUACAGAACAUUUCCACAGGGUCUUAAAGCCACAGUAUGCAACUUUUAUAAACAAUAUUUGUUGAAACAGUUUGCAGUAAAUCAGAUGGUCUGUGAAAAACAUUGAUUGACAGUGCUAAGCCCCGCCUCCUUUGCACACAUCGUAGCACUAAGACUCUCUCUUAUUGGUUGUUUCUGGUUAUCGCAGCAGAGGAGCUCCAAGCUGUCUGGUGACAGUUUAACCAAAAAUCUAUUUCUUAUAAAAGUUAUAUACUGCGGCUUUAAACUCCCACAGCCAACGAAAACAGAUAACAACAAUUUAUAACCUAAUAUUGUGAUGAUAGAAACUUUUUGAUAUAUAGAGCAGCUGCAAUAAACAUUGUUGGUUCCAGUUGCAGGAACCUGUUCUUUAAUCUCCACCUCAGAAAUAUUUACUGCUCUGCGACUCACAAAGUUUCACCUUCUCUUCUUAUUGGGUCAGUUUAGGUCUCAGAUUUCUCAAAUAAAAGAUGUCGACCAAAGGAGACUAAAUUCUGAAUAUUAAUCAGGAAAAGUUGUGAAAUAUUUGCGAGAUGUCAGUGGAUAUCCGGCUCAUUUUUCUUCUUUUAUUUAGAGCCGAUGGCAUUUUGUUUCUGCAAGAGAGGAAAGUUUCUGCCAAAUAAGAUCUGAGAUUCAUUUAAUGUUUGUAAAAGAACAAAUGAGGGCAAAGAUGCUAAAUGUGUCGUUAGCAUUUGUAGAAAAUAAACAUGUUGCUGUGUAAA
Molecule: messenger RNA, 2702 nt
Organism: Poeciliopsis prolifica (blackstripe livebearer)
Lineage: Eukaryota; Metazoa; Chordata; Actinopteri; Cyprinodontiformes; Poeciliidae
Gene: mmp23bb
Product: matrix metallopeptidase 23bb
Exons: 8
Coding region: 254-1309 (351 amino acids)
Biological process (GO): proteolysis; collagen catabolic process; extracellular matrix organization
Cellular component (GO): extracellular matrix
Molecular function (GO): metalloendopeptidase activity; zinc ion binding
Source: RefSeq, a predicted model, not a curated record